CACUCCACACAGUGCAGUAAAUUGAAGAGACAGAGACAGACACACAGAGAUGGGGAAUUGGGGUCUGUGUCUGUCCAUGUCCAUCUCCCUCAUCUCCUGGUCCUUCCUCCUCCUCUGCUGUCUGUCCAGUCCUACCCAUAACCCCCUGUCCCCUGCUGACCUGGAGGACUUAAAGGCCGUCCCAGCAGAGGUCAUCAUCCACAGCUCUCCCUGCAGCACCACCUGCGGUCUGGGCCUGCGCACGCAGGAGCUGUGCCCACUGAGAGAGGGCCAGGUUGGGGAGGAGAAGGACUGCCACGUCCGGAAGGUCAGCUGUGUGGACUCCUGGCAGUGUGGUCUUCAGACCGUCACUGUGCCAGCUGGUCAGCGGUUAGAGCUGGACUGUCUGGGUGAGGUGAUGGAGGCCAUGGGUCGCUUCUCAUUCCGGGUAUCGUGGCGCUACGCCCGGGGGGUGGUGACCACCGACGACUCUCUGCUAGGGCGCUGGGACGCCCCCAGGCUAGACCGGCUGGUCCUGGACCCGGUGAGGGAGGAGGACGCUGGGACAUACCGCUGUGAUGUACAGGACACUGCUUACCGAAGGGUCAAGAGACUCUACCUGGGGCUCAAGGUGCUCCCCGCUGAGGCUCUGAGACUGGACUUCCCCUCUGCUCUGGCUCGGUGGGACCGCGGGGACGAGGGUUCCCAUGGCAACGUCAUCGUGGUGAAAGAUGGUGAGGACCUGUAUGGCAGCACAGCCACCAAGGACAUCGUGUUGAAAGGCUUCUGGGUCGCAGGGGUCACGGUGGCAGUCUUCUUCUUGGGUAUUGUAGCAAGAUGUACUACAUUACCCAUAAUGCUCUGUGUGUGCAGGAAAUACGCCCUGGCCCGUGUCUGCAUGUGCCGCCUCAAGAGUUCGCCUCUCCCCGCCCCUAACAGAAGCCCUUUCUCCAUUAAUACCAUCACCCCACCAGCAGGUGGCACUGUCCGCCCCGUGUGUACUGCUGCUGACGGAUACAAAUAAAUGGCUUGUGGGCUACUACAGUGCACAAAACAA
Messenger RNA from Coregonus clupeaformis (lake whitefish), 1036 nucleotides. It is a transcript of the gene tmem81, whose product is annotated as transmembrane protein 81. NCBI's taxonomy places the organism in Eukaryota, Metazoa, Chordata, Actinopteri, Salmoniformes, Salmonidae. The coding region runs from base 50 to 1003 and encodes 317 amino acids. The record is from RefSeq and is a predicted model, not a curated record. The transcript is spliced from 5 exons.